Moneuplotes crassus is the source of this 2682-nucleotide messenger RNA. The record is from the annotation of a GenBank genome assembly. Lineage: Eukaryota; Ciliophora; Spirotrichea; Euplotida; Euplotidae.
AUGGAAGCAAAUCCUUUUGAUAGCGUUAAGAAAGAUCUCGCAGUAGGAGACAAGACCUACUCUUACUAUGCCCUCCCUGAACUCAACGACGACAGAAUCGCCAAACUGCCAUACAGUAUCAGAGUUCUCUUGGAAUCAGCAGUCAGAAACUGUGAUGAGUUCAACGUAACCAAGGCUGACGUCGAAAAGAUAUUGGACUGGGAAGCCAACUCGACAAAGGCAGUAGAGAUUCCAUUCAAGCCAGCCAGAGUUAUCCUCCAAGAUUUCACUGGAGUCCCCGCAGUAGUUGACUUCGCUGCCAUGAGAGACGCCAUGAAGAGACUCGGAGGGGACGAGAAUAAGAUCAAUCCUCUUUGCCCAGCCGACUUAGUCAUCGAUCACUCCAUCCAAGUCGACGUCGCCAGGACUGAAGACGCCAAAGAUAGAAACGAAGAGAUCGAGUUUGAAAGAAACAAGGAAAGGUUCCAGUUCUUGAAAUGGGGACAGAGCGCUUUUGAGAACUUCCUCAUUGUUCCUCCAGGAAGUGGUAUCGUCCAUCAGGUCAACCUGGAGUAUCUUGCCAGAGUUGUCUUUGAGAACAACGGAAUCCUUUACCCAGAUUCAUUGGUCGGAACUGAUUCUCACACUACCAUGAUCAACGGACUCGGUGUCGCUGGAUGGGGAGUCGGAGGUAUCGAGGCUGAAGCUGUCAUGCUCGGACAAACCAUCUCAAUGGUCUUGCCAGAGGUUGUCGGAUUCAAGCUCACUGGAGAGCUCAGCCCUCACAUCACUGCUACUGACUUAGUCCUCACUGUUGUCCAGAUGCUUAGAAAGAGAGGAGUUGUUGGUAAAUUUGUUGAAUUCUUCGGAAAGGGAUGUGCUUCAUUGACUCUUGCUGAUAGAGCCACCAUUGCCAACAUGGCCCCAGAGUACGGAGCCACCAUGGGAUACUUCCCAAUCGACGAGAAGACUAUCGAUUACUUGAAGCUCACUGCUAGAGAUGCCCACAACAUCGACAGAGUUCAAGAUUAUCUUGAAGCCACUGGACUAUUCAGGACUUACGAAGAAGAAGCUGUGGACCCAACUUACUCUGGUGAUAUCUUGGAAUUGGAUCUCUCCACUGUUGUCCCAUCUCUCUCAGGACCCAAGAGACCACAUGAUAGAGUCGACAUGGCUUCAUUGAAGCAGGACUUCACGGAUGGUUUGACAGCUCCAGUGAGUUUCAAGGGAUUCGGACUCAGCGAGGAAGAAGUCAAGAAAGAGCACACUUUCUCAUUCAAAGGAGAAGAAUUCACUUUGAAGAAUGGAUCACUUGUCAUUGCAGCUAUCACUUCAUGCACCAACACCUCAAACCCAGAUGUAAUGCUUGCUGCAGGACUCGUUGCUAAGAAGGCAGUCGAGAAAGGCCUUACCAUUAAGCCAUACAUUAAGACUUCACUUUCUCCAGGAUCUGGAGUUGUCACUAAGUACUAUGAACUCGCUGGAGUCAACGAGUAUUUGGACAAACUCGGAUUCACUACUGCUGGAUACGGAUGUAUGACUUGUAUUGGAAACUCAGGAGACCUCGUCCCAGAAUUGCAUCAAGCCGUUGAAGAGUCAGACCUUGUCGUAUCUUCUGUGCUCUCAGGAAACAGAAACUUCGAAGGAAGAGUCCACCCAUUGACCAGAGCCAACUACCUCGCCUCUCCACCAUUGGUUGUUGCAUACGCUCUCGCCGGAAGAGUGGACAUUGAUUGGGAAACCGAGCCAGUCGGCAAAGAUACAGAUGGAAAUGACGUAUUCCUUAGAGAUAUCUGGCCUUCCAGAAGCGAAGUCUCAGAGAUCACAAACUCAGUUGUGAAGCCAGAAAUGUUCUCUGAGAUCUACGGCAAGAUCUCCAAGGGAACUGACAGAUGGAACGGACUCGAAGCUCCAGCAGGAAAGCUCUUCGAGUGGAGUGAUGAUAGUACCUAUAUCCACAACCCACCUUUCUUCUCAACUAUGGAGUUAGACUUGCCAUCCAUUAAUGACAUCAGCAGCGCCUACUGCUUGUUGAACGUUGGAGACUCCAUCACCACCGAUCACAUCUCUCCAGCAGGAAAGAUCGCUAAGAACUCGCCAGCUGCCAGAUAUCUUGAAGCUAAAGGAAUCGAAGCCAAGGAUUUCAAUACCUACGGAGCCAGAAGAGGAAACGACGAAGUUAUGGCCAGAGGAACCUUCGCUAACGUCAGACUUAUCAACAAGCUGGCUGUUGGACAAGGACCCCAGACCCUCCACAUCCCAUCUGGAGAGACUGUGCCAGUCUUUGAUGCCGCCAUGAAGUACAGAGAUGAAGGCCAUCAGUUAAUUAUUUUAGCAGGAAAAGAAUAUGGAAGCGGAAGCUCAAGAGACUGGGCUGCUAAGGGCCCAUAUCUCCAGGGAGUCAAGGCAGUCAUCGCCCAGACUUACGAAAGAAUCCACAGAUCUAACUUGGUCGGAAUGGGAGUUCUCCCUCUUCAGUUCAAGGAAGGAGAAGGAGCUGAUGAACUCGGAUUCGACGGAAAAGAGCAAUUCUCAAUCAGCUUGAACGGAGGAGACUUGGAAGUCAACCAAGAGCUCACUGUGACAUCCUCCACUGGGAAGUCUUUCAACGUUAUCGUAAGGCUCGAUACCGCAGUAGAAGUUGCUUACUUCAAGAACGGAGGCAUCCUUCACUACGUCUUGAGAAAGUUGCUCAAGCAAUAA